This is a messenger RNA of Tripterygium wilfordii, 2058 nucleotides long. RefSeq lists its product as uncharacterized. NCBI's taxonomy places the organism in Eukaryota, Viridiplantae, Streptophyta, Magnoliopsida, Celastrales, Celastraceae. Gene Ontology annotation, molecular function: nucleic acid binding. The coding region runs from base 1 to 2058 and encodes 685 amino acids. The transcript has 8 exons. The record is from RefSeq and is a predicted model, not a curated record.
AUGCCAGGGGUGGAUCCGAAAUUGGCAAUCCAUAGGUUGCAUGUCAAACCAGGUUUUAAACCUGUAAUUCAGAAGGGGAGAAGGUCAGUCGUUCAACAUACGGAGGCCGUGGUUAAGGAGGUAGAAAACUUACUGGAAGCUAAGGCCAUCAGGGAAGUACAAUAUCCCGAAUGGCUCUCAAACACAGUGGUGGAUUUGUUCCCGCUUCCUAAAAUCGAUCAAUUCAUGGAUAUGACAUCAGGAAUGUCAAGGAUGAGCUUCUUGGAUGCAUACCGAGGGUAUCAUCAAAUCCCAAUGCAUCCGUCUGAUCGGGAGAAUACUUCGUUCAUCACCCCAAAAGGAAUAUUCUGUUACCAAGUAAUGCCUUUGGGCUUAAAGAAUGCAGGUGCCACAUUUCAGAGGAUGGUGACAACUCUCAAGACUAUGGAAGUUUACAUAGAUGACAUGUGGGGAAUCGAGGCUGACCUAACGCAGAUCAAGGCCAUUCAAUGCUUGGAGCGACCCACCAAGGUGAAGGAGAUACAAAAAUUAACUGGAACGGCGACGACACUUAACAGGUUCAUGAGUAGAUCCUCAGACAGAUUCAGGCCUUUCUUUCAAUUGCUUAAGUCGGGGAGAGCUUUCCAAUGGGAUGAUGAAUGCGAGGCGGCUUUUCUUCUUGAGUUUAAGAGUUACUUGCAAAAACCUCAACUGUUAGCAACUCCCAAGGAAGGAGACACGCUUCAACUAUACAUGGCAGUGUCAGAUCAUGCCAUAAGCGUCGUAAUCCUGAGAGAAGAAAGGAAGGUCCAGUACCCAAUCUACUACGUAAGCAAGACAAUGCUAGAUGCUGAAACAAGCAUACCCAGUGGAAGUGGUGAUAGAAUAUCCAUUGAAGACCUUGUUAGGAAAAGCGGACAUGUCUGGAAGGGUUGCCAAAUGCAACGGCCUGAAGAAGCCAACCAGAUAUGGAAGGUACAGGUAACUCCUUUGCAUCGUUGGGAGUUACAGAUUGAUGGUUCUUCAACAAGACGAGGAUCAGGAGCAGGAAUUGUGCUCAUAGUACUGGAAGGAGAAGUGUUGGAGAUGGCUAUACGAUUAGGGUUCCCAGUAACAAAUAAUGAAGCAGAGUAUGAAGCUCUGUUUCAAGGAGUCCAGAAUGCUCUAAGACUUGAGGCAAAGGAGUUGAACGACCACGCAGAUGCUUUGGCUACCCUUGCGUCGGCCGACCAACUAGGGGUGAAGAGGGUGAUCCAAGUAGAAGUGCUUGAACGACCAAGCAUAGAUGAGUUGCCAGAAGAGAUACGAUGCGCAGAAGAGCAGACGCCUAGUUGGAUGGAUCCGAUCGUUGCUUACUUAAAGGAUGGCAUUCUUCCCGAAGAUAAGAAAGAAGCCAGAAAAUUGACAGUCAAAGCAACGCGCUUCUUGUUAUCUCCUGAUCAGAAGCUCUAUAAAAAGUCUUUCUCAGAUCCAUACUUAUUAUGUGUUCACCCAGGAAGAGUUGAUGACCUAUUGUUUGAGAUUCAUGAAGGUUCUUGUGGAGCACAUGCAGUGAGAAGGACAUUUGCAUUUCGAACGAUCACCCAAGGCUUUUGGUGGCCGUACAUGCAGAAGGAUGCUUUGCAGUACGGGUUGGAUAUUGUUGAACCGCUUCCUCAAGCUACUGGCAAUAGAAGAUUCUUAAUUACCGCCACUGACUAUUUCACGAAAUGGAUCGAGGCAAAGCCUCUGGCAGCAAUCCGAGACAUAGAAACAAGGAAGUUCGUUUGGGAAAAUAUCAUAACAAGUUUUCAAGUGCCAAAUUUAAAAGAAUUUUGUGGUGGAUAUGGGAUAAAGAAUCUCUAUUCCACUCCCGCCUACCCAAAGUGCAAUAGUCAGGCAGAGGCGGCCAACAAGAUCAUAUUAGACGAAAUUAAGAGAAGAUUGGUGUCUUCCAAAGGAAUGUGGGUAGAAGAACUCCGGUCAGUAUUAUGGGCAUACCGAACCACUCCUCGCAGGUCUACGAGAGAAUCCCCAUUUGUGCUUGCUUAUGGAGCGGAGGUUGUCAUUCCCUUAGAAAUAGGGCUUCCAACUCUCUGA